UUGAGGAGGUGGCCGGCUCGUUGGCAUGUAGGGGGAAGCCGGUAGAAUCUCGCGAGUGCUGCCAGGCUCCCGCGAAGCGUUGCGCCUGCGCAGUGGUGGGUCUGAGGCGCGGGGUCGGGGUAGCUGGUCGCUGAGCGGGCGGGGAUCGUCGCCAGCAUGAGCGGGACAUUGGCCAAGAUCGCGGAGAUAGAGGCUGAGAUGGCCCGGACGCAGAAGAACAAGGCAACGGCGCACCACUUGGGGCUGCUGAAGGCUCGCCUGGCCAAGCUGCGGCGGGAGCUCAUCACCCCGAAAGGAGGCGGCGGCGGCGGCCCCGGGGAAGGUUUUGAUGUUGCAAAGACUGGUGAUGCCCGAAUUGGGUUUGUGGGUUUCCCCUCAGUGGGGAAAUCUACUCUGCUGAGUAACCUUGCUGGUGUGUAUUCUGAAGUGGCAGCAUAUGAGUUCACCACACUGACAACUGUGCCUGGAGUCAUUAGAUACAAAGGAGCAAAGAUACAGCUUCUUGAUCUCCCAGGAAUUAUUGAGGGAGCUAAAGAUGGGAAAGGCAGAGGCCGGCAGGUCAUUGCAGUUGCUCGAACCUGUAACCUAAUUCUGAUUGUUCUGGAUGUACUGAAACCACUGGGACACAAAAAGAUAAUUGAGAAUGAACUGGAGGGCUUUGGAAUACGGCUGAACAGUAAGCCCCCCAACAUUGGUUAUAAGAAGAAAGAUAAAGGUGGCAUCAACCUCACAGCUACUUGCCCCCAGAGUGAGCUAGAUGCUGAAACAGUGAAGAGCAUCUUAGCAGAGUAUAAAAUUCACAAUGCUGAUGUCACACUGCGCAGCGAUGCCACUGCUGAUGACCUAAUCGACGUUGUUGAAGGAAACAGAGUUUAUAUCCCAUGUAUUUAUGUGCUGAAUAAAAUUGACCAGAUAUCCAUUGAAGAACUGGAUAUCAUUUACAAGGUGCCACACUGUGUACCAAUCUCUGCUCACCACCGCUGGAAUUUUGAUGAUCUGUUGGAGAGAAUCUGGGACUACCUGAGGCUGGUGCGAAUCUACACCAAACCUAAAGGACAGUUACCAGACUACACUUCUCCUGUGGUGCUUCCUGACUCCAGGACCACAGUGGAGGAUUUUUGUAUGAAGAUUCACAAAAAUCUCAUUAAAGAAUUUAAGUAUGCACUGGUCUGGGGUUCAUCUGUUAAACACAAUCCGCAGAAAGUUGGCAAAGAUCACACACUUGAGGAUGAGGAUGUCAUUCAGAUUGUGAAGAAAUAAAAUUGUUCCUGUUAACUUGCCCUGGUGGCUGACUUAAUGUCACUUUCUUCCCUGCUGCUCAGCUUUGAGUGCUAAAGACCAGACCUUGUUAAGUGGAGGGGGAAGAUUACUUUAAUAGUUGCUUACUUUAUAUCCUUGGCACUCUAUCACUAUAGGCAUGUUUGAUUCUUUACCAAUGCAGCAGCCAUGAGCCCUCCUUUCAGAGUAGGAAGUCCUGAUUCUACCAGCCUUCAUAAAAGGUGUUUGUUUAAAUAUUUAAGGCUUUAUGCCUUGCAGCUCUGGUUAAUAGCUGAUUCCUCAUAUCUGGCUGUAGCUCAGUGAUACAGAAGGCUGAGGGCUGUUACCCCAUACUAAUAUUUAAUUAUGCUACUGGGUAGGGCUAUUGACCUACAUUUCACUUUCUGUUGUCUACUUAAGUUCUGCUUGGGUAGUAACAGAAUGGGCUUUGUCUAGGGUUGCUGGGGGAGGUAGUGGUGCAUUGAAUAAAUAGCUGUGGAUUACAGGGUGCAGAGAGAUUCUUGUAAUGUUUCUCCAUUUAGCUAAAUUCUGCUACUUGACAUUACAGCACAGUCUCUUCUGAAAGUCAGUUUUCCUUUCAGAUGUAAAGGAUGACUAGUUUCUCUAGGGAUAUCUACAAAUUGCUACUAAGAUUAAGCAUGAGAGAAGCAUUAGGUUAUGUAGUGUAAAAAAAUGGUUUUAGUUAAUGGAAUACUUCUGUCCUGUAAUGCAGUAAGUUCAUGGAAGUUUUCCUUCUACAAAAGUAGAACUGUUUGUCAAUUUUACCAUCCACUGUCAUCAUCCAGGUGCACUGUAGAAAUAUAGCACUCAGCUGGCCUACUGUGCCUGCUACUGCUACCUUUCUAGAAGCAAAAGCACCCUGGAACUUACCUAAUGCCAGACAAACAAACUGGUUAAAGAAUGACCAGUGGUGAUGCAUAUCUCAGCUAUAGUUUUAUAACGAAGGAGCACU
Messenger RNA from Mauremys reevesii (Reeves's turtle), 2230 nucleotides. It is a transcript of the gene DRG1, whose product is annotated as developmentally regulated GTP binding protein 1. Gene Ontology annotation, cellular component: cytoplasm. The transcript has 9 exons. Gene Ontology annotation, biological process: cytoplasmic translation. Gene Ontology annotation, molecular function: GTPase activity; GTP binding. The record is from RefSeq and is a predicted model, not a curated record. Lineage: Eukaryota; Metazoa; Chordata; Testudines; Geoemydidae. The coding region runs from base 157 to 1260 and encodes 367 amino acids.